GAUGCUACCAGGAGUAGAGACUCCCAUUAAUCGGGAUGAAUUCCAUGGAUUUGCGCCUAUGUCAUUCAAAUUCACGAUCCUCCACUAGUAGCACUCGCGUGCCUAUCUCUCCCUGACCCCGCCUGCUCUGGCCAAUACGGUCCGCCCCAGAUUCAGCUCUUAGAUGACUUGUUCACGAAUGCAGAGCAAUAGCCGGUGUUUGGACUAAUUGGCAGCACCCACGACCAACGAAAAGCCGACCUUGAGUCGACGGAACCUCGGGAACCUCACCGGAGCUUUUUGUCAAGACAAGUGCUUUCGCUCAAGUGUGCAAGGCUGGAUCGAUAGGACUGGAAUGUGGCUGUUUUGCCGGAGAUUAGACUGUCGGACGAGCGAAGCUGAAGCACGGGACCGGGAUCUGGGAGAAGCAGGAUGCUGAACCGCGAUCAGGGUAGAUUUAUGUGGACGCGAGGUGUACCCUGAUUUCCCAGCCCCUCCCCCCCUUAAUCACCCCCUCCCUACAACCUGUUCACUCCAUCCAGCACACUACAGUCACCAUGACGUCCACCUUGCAGACCCUAGCCUUUAAGCUGGCCCCUCCCUCAAGAGAAGCUGGACCAGAGCAGUUGGAGCCUUGUAAUGGAGCGGGGCGACAUUAUGAGGUGGUCCCCUCAGUGGUCUGCUCUAUGUGCUGUCUCUUCGGAAUAAUCUAUUGCUUCUUUGGUUACCGCUGUUUUAAGGCUGUACUCUUCCUCACGGGGCUCAUGUUCGGUUCUGUAAUCAUCUUCCUGCUCUGUUACAAAGAGCGAGUAUUGGACACGCAACUGAGCGUUGAGGCCAGCGUGGGCAUUGGCCUGGGCAUCGGCACCCUGUGUGGCCUAGUGACAAUGUUGGUACGCAGCGUUGGGCUUUUCAUGGUGGGCCUGCUCCUGGGCCUGCUGGUGGGCAUCGGGACCCUGAUUGGAAUGGAGGAGCUGUCGUCCAACCCCCCGCGUUCAGUAUGGGUGCCCCUGGGUGUGCUGCUGGGGUUGGGCAUGCUGUUCGCCGUCCUCACGCUGCAGUGGCAGAGAUGCUUCACCACCCUUUCCACAGCCGUGUUUGGGGCUGCAGUGAUAGUCGUGGCUACAGAUUAUUUCGUGGAGCUCUUCGCUCUGGUGAGGUAUAUUUACGAGCGGGUGAAAACGGGCCCCCGGGAGCCAGUGUGCUGGACUACGUGGGUGGUCCUGGGAGCCUGGCCUGCUCUCGCCCUGCUGGGUGUUUUGGUGCAAUGGAAAGUGACAGCAGAGGGCUACUCCCACACGAAGGUGAUGAUCAGUCGCCAGCAGCGGCGAGUUCAGCUUAUGCGCAUUCGUCAGAAGGAGGAGAGGAGGGAGAGCAGCAGAAAGAAACCGAGGAAGCAGCCGCAGAACUCAAACCACACACAUGCCUCCAAAGCCCUGCACCCAGAGCCCGCCUACCGCAGGAAACCCAACCCUAUACGACGCUUUGAUGGAGACGUGCUUUCUCCUAGCUACAUCCAGAGUUUUCGGGACAGACAGGUGGAUGGACGUGCUUAUCCUGUGGGUGGGCUGAUGGCUGCAGGUCACACAAGUGUGGACAUGGACUAUGACUGUGGAUCCAGGGUCCCCCUCACUUCUGGGGUCGGACCACAUGUUCGGGUCUGACCACAGUCACUUCUUGACAAAAACACAUACACAAACACUCAAAUCCGGUGCUGACCUGACCCUGGGUCCCGCACACACAGAGGCUUGGGUCUCAUCACCAUUCGGAACCGAACAAUGAAAGCACUUCUAAUUAUAAUACUGGAUGCAUCAUUCCGAGACCACAGUUGUAUUAAAGAGCUGCUUUAACACACUCAAUUACACUAACACACUUUACCUGAACAUGUGCCUGAGACGUGGCAUUCUGUUCACCUAAUACUGAAACCAUCAUGAGAUGGUCAAAAAAAAAAAUCAGUCUGGGCACCAUUCUGUCAAAUUAUUUUCUAAAAACGUCUGGUGAAUUAGCGUGUUGCCCGUUCAUCAAUGUUUCAAGAUAUUGCAUUUCUGUUUGUGACAAAUUCGUCAGUUGGUGCUGAAUCUUGUGUUUGUACUACAACGCUGACUGCUAUUUUGAAGUCAGCCGUUCCUCCUCUCAUAGUAAAGUCUGUGGAUUCCACCAGUCAGUGUCUGUACUGUGAGAUCCUGCAUUCCGGCCCAGGACUGUACCAAAUACCGUCGAGCAGGGGUGCCUUCGAGACAUCACUAAGAAACUCUCUCAGGAGAAUCUAACUCCUUAGCCUUGUUUCAGAAAGGCUGUAGGGCAAAGAGCCAUAUUACUGCUGAUCAGAGCCACCUGGUCCACUCUGGGAUGCAGAGCUGAACGCCUGGUGAUGAAAAGAACGAGGACAAGAUGGAGGAAAAAGAGCGAAGAUGAUACUCAGGGACAGCGUGAAUGUUUUGGAAUAUUAGGGGAAGAUCUAUAAAGUUCAUGGACAAAAAAUUAUGAUGCAAAAACUGUAGAUUUAUCCCCUCGGACGCUAGCGCAACGGAUGUCACCAUGAGCGUUCAGUUACUGCUGUGUGUAAAACUAGUUUGCAAGUGAACAUAUAGGGUGUCCAGGAGGACAUGAGGGUUGAGCAGCAAAUGUCCUUCUUAAAAGAUCUCCACAAUCCUUUGGGGCAAACUGCAUGACAUAAACAACCCCAUUUUCCUUUCCACAAUGCGUUUUCAGGCCCAUCUUCAUACAGACAAUAGAAAUGAGCAGUUUCUGCCAUGGUGUCUCUCUUUUUUUCUUUCUUAAUUCUGCAAAGCAGAAAAGUCUAUGUUAUGUACAUAAAAUGCACAUUUAGUAUAUCCAUUUCAACAUGGGCUCUCAUAUUUAUUAGAUACUGGUUUAUUUCUAAUGAAUUGCUUUUCAAGGGAUUCCGAGUCCUGACAGUUGAAUGGAUGGUGGUAUUUAUUAGUUUGUUUGUUUGUUUGGUUUUACAUGCCUAGUCAUGUUUUCUUUAUAAUUUACCAUCUGAUAACAGAGUGUAUUCUUAAAGACAAAAAGUCUUAAUGCAAUGAAACCUUUGACAAUCUGACAUCAACUUUUUUUUUUUUUUUUUUCUGUACAACAGCAUGUGUUUGUAUGGGCCUGGUUAUUAUAGUAAACUUUGUGAAUUCA
Molecule: messenger RNA, 3126 nt
Organism: Cyprinus carpio (common carp)
Lineage: Eukaryota; Metazoa; Chordata; Actinopteri; Cypriniformes; Cyprinidae
Product: transmembrane protein 198-B-like
Exons: 6
Coding region: 537-1643 (368 amino acids)
Biological process (GO): positive regulation of canonical Wnt signaling pathway
Cellular component (GO): plasma membrane; cytoplasmic vesicle
Source: RefSeq, a predicted model, not a curated record